Trichoplusia ni (cabbage looper) is the source of this 4054-nucleotide messenger RNA. RefSeq lists its product as uncharacterized. The transcript is spliced from 3 exons. The coding region runs from base 151 to 1008 and encodes 285 amino acids. The record is from RefSeq and is a predicted model, not a curated record. Lineage: Eukaryota; Metazoa; Arthropoda; Insecta; Lepidoptera; Noctuidae.
UGUUGACAGUAAGUUACAUCAACCUGAUGCGUACACUAAUCAAUCGGGAACUAUCCACAAGUUUAAAAUAUUACUAUUAUGAGAGUAAUUUAUCUCGUUUUAAAAUAGUGGUUUUAGUUUAUUAUUGUGAAAGUAGAAUAAGAAAUUAAUAUGCUUAUACGUUGCUGUCUGUUGUUAUUGUUUUUGAAUUGUGUGAGGACGUCUGGGUUUUCGGGUAAUGAUGGGUUGACUGUUGCGGAGUUUAACAGGCGGUUCGCGUUGUGGCCGUCGGUUCAUAAUGCCGCUAAGUUGAUGAGGGUGAGGCGGGAGGCUGAGAAAGCUGGGACUGUGGGUCAGAGCGAAGGUGGUACAGUUGCGGUUCCUUCUGUCAACAAUUCCCCGCCCGUCACUGUUAAGCCUUCAGCCCCGCCUGAAACCAAUGUGCUCACAAAUGAGAUCGCUCAUGUUUCAGUGGCACCAGCAGCAGCUGUCAAUGGGAAUGUAACAGUCAACAGUACAGUAACAACUGCAACAGUGAACGCUACCAAGGUCAACACAACAAUUGCAGACAAGCCAGUGAAGCAGAUAGAUCUGAACAGCCCUGGAGUGCUCAAACGAGGGUUCAUUGUCUUUGGAGGGUUUGCGUUGUUGGCUGUCGCCUAUUUCAUAUUUUACAGAAAAAAGAGCAGCAAGAAUGACGCGGGCAACACGCAUAGUACAAUCGACGCCAACCAGUUCCGGUACGGGGUUCUCCAGUCCGAAGACAGAAGGGACAACCUGGAACUGUCACGGGUACCUCUAACCAUGGAAUCUGAUGACGACGAAGACGAAGAUUUAGAGAUCUUUGAUUUAGAACAAAAGAAGAAAACACUAUCAUACGUCAACCUCCAAACGAAUGACGAAGAAGUAGUUUUCUCACCCAAGGAGAGCUCAGAUAAUGAUAGGGACAAUUUACUUUUAGAUAUCGAAGACGGAACCUCCGAGACGCUUAUCAAUUGGAGCAGUAACGGCAGUAAGUCAAUAUUAUAAUUCCUGUCCUUACAGACAUGAAAGUGAUACAAAAGAACGUGCGAUUCGCAUUUUUUUUCCGCCAUAUUUAGAUGUCGGAUGUCUGAUUAAGUUUGUCUAUUGUAUUUUACUGCGUAAUGCUGCUGUUGGCUUGUUGAACAAUCACAAUUUCAUAGUACUUUAAUGCUUUUGUAUGACAUUGCUAAAAUUAAGUAAGAGAUAUCAUAUUUUUGAUAACCUAACAGUGGCACUAUGAUGUAAUUACCUAAUUUUAUAGGUUUUAUUUUUAUAACAGUGUAACUGUUUCGUAUUAAUGGAAUGUACUUACGUAGCCUCAGUUUAAGGAUUUAAUUAUCGUGCAGAGAAGUGCUAAAUUGAUGUAGAUCAUGAGUUAUUCGUAUGAUGAGCAAAUUAGAACUAUGUACGUACGCAGUAGUGUUAAAUUUCCGCCAAAAGUCUGCACCAUUCAUUGUAUCGUAGGAGAUGUGAAAUACACAAGGCCUUUUAAACGCGCAAUGUAUAUGUAUUUAUUUAUACUGUUCAAUAUUAUGUGUGAUUCAGUCACAUGGCCUUCACGUAAAUUAACGUUAUCUGGAACAUGUGUUUUGAACAAACACUGAGAAAGCGAUCUCAAAGUUCAAACGAAUGUUAUGUACGAAUUUUAUUUUUGUUAUAUUGCAUUUAAUGAUUUAGCUCUUAUGAUUUGAUAAAAAGAUAUUUAUGUUCAUUAAUUUAAGGUGGCAAAUUGCUUGAUUUGAUAUGAAUAGUGGCCGGCAAUCUUGAAUGGGGCAAUGGCCGAGAAUCGAAGGUUGGAUAUGUGAUGCAAUGUCUUCGUAUUUCUUAGUCUUCUGGUGUAAUCAAUAUUGCUUUAAAUCGAUUCAAUUUACCUUCUCAAGGUCAUUAGACAAUAGUUCAUUUACAAAACAAGUAACAUUCUGAUAAUUAACCGCGAUGUGAGAAUCAUACCUACCGAUGUUUAAUAUUUAUGUUGCGUUCCUUGUACUGUUACUUAAUUCGCCUUAAAUACUUGUAUAAACUUGCUGAUAAUGUUAUUUAUUUAUUCAAAUUUUAUUGGAUAUGUUUAGUAGGGGUGGCCUUGCGGUUCUAUGCAUAGAUUUGUAUGCUCAAGGCACAGGUUCGAUCCUUACGCAGGCAAAGUACCAAUGUGACUUAUUCAUGUUACUUGUAUUAUGAAAAAAACAUCGUAGGAAACUUGGAUACCAAAUAUUGGAAUCUGUUAUUGCCAACCUGCAGGGAGCUAGCGUGGUUAUCGAUGUUCAAACCUUCCCUAUACGCGAAGAGGCCUGUACCCAACCGUGGGAAUAAAUAGGCUUUCAUUAUUUUCAUGUUUAAUUUAAAAAAAUGCCAAUUCCCCAAUGGCAAAUUGUAAAUGUUGUAAUACAACAUCUUAGAUAGGCCAUAUAUCUACAAACUUUACCGUGUCAUCGCUUAUAUACUUUUACGUAUCAUAUUUAGAUUUUUAUAUUUAAGUAUAUUCGCUACUUAUUUAUUUCACUUAGGGCCGAUUUUUCAGUCACAAGAUAACUUUUAUUCGACGAAUAUGUUUGACGUUUUGACAGCUUUUGUAUAGGAAAUAUGUCAAACGGCCAUAUUUAUUCCUUAGAUAAAGUUAUCUGACGAUUGAAAAAUCGGGCCUUAUUCAAGUAACAACAAAUAUUUACGUAUUUUAAUUGGAUUCUUAUGCUUAAGCAUUCAGUAACAUAUGUUUGUCGUCAACACGCAGCGUUUAUUCUGAUAAUAGAACUUAUAUCUAAAAUAUAUUUAUUUAUAUUAAGUAUUUAAUGUAAAAUUUAAUAAUAUUUUUGUACCCACUGUUUUGGUUUAGCUAGUGAAGUGAAGGCUUCUAAUUGUAGUUACAUUUGUUUGGCGAAUUUUAUCUAACGUGUACCUAAUUAGUAUUUUAUUGUAUUUUUUUAUAAAGACGCUCUAAAAUUAAUGGAAAUUGUGUAUAAUAACUGAAUAUUCAGUAUUAUUUCUAGUAAGUUGCAGGUACAACUAUACGAUAUUUUAAAAUCAUUUUGUUUAGUAGAUUAAAAUAAACUACAUUUUAAAGCUAACAAAAUAGACUUACCAAUAAAAACUAUAUAAAUAAUUAUACGUCAACAUAUCAAAAGGAAGUACAUACUUCAAGUAGUUUAAAACCGAUUACGUACGUGCUAACGGUAUUUUAAUUGCAUUUUGUCAAAUUGGUUGCAAUGUAUAUAAUGUAUAAAUUCACAUUUUAUAUUGACACGUUUCUCAAAUCUUCCAGUACGAUUGUUCUAAUUCGAGUAAUGUAUUUUUGUACAUCCCAGCUCAUAAUUAUAAAUGUGAAUGUAAGCUUGUUUGUUACGCUUUCAUGCGAAAAAUACUUAAUCGAUUUUCAUGGGACAUUGAAUAAAUGUUCCUGACUGGAUUAGAAGUAACAAUAUAAGGUUUGUUUCAAUAAAGUUAAAAAAAAGCGAUUAUGAUUUACAGCCAUUUCCACGUGGGCGGAGCCGCGAGCUGCCGCUAGUACAUUUUAAAAUAUGUAUGCUUAUAUAUCCUACUUAAAAACUGAUCUUCAUCCUAAACAAAUAUCACAAUAGCCAGUUUGGGAUCGUGUGAACCACGGCUCAAGAAAAAGUUACAUUCAAAAGUUGUUACAUUAAAAUUAAAAUGAUUGUUUUUUACGCGUCUGUGGAACUAAAGUAUUGUGUUAUCAAUUAUCACGAUGAAGCUAUGGACUGUGAUAAUAGUGAGAGUAGCACAUGUAUAAAUAUAUAUUUUUCAGAGCUAUGUACGUAUGUGUAGCUUGCCAUCGCUCUCUGUCAUUAUUCUGUCUAGGGUGGCUAGUGUAUUGGAAAGAAAGAAAUAGAAGAAAGAGGGAAAGAAAGAUUGCGGGCCAAGGGGUGUACCCUCUACUACCUUAUUUACUAAAGCAUUCUCUCAAACAGUAGGUAGGCCUAUCGAAAGUCUUUGUGAAGCUAAUUUAGCGAAGUCGGAAUAAGUCAGUAAUGUAAUUAGUGUUGUAACUAAUUUUAAUUUUAAGGUUGUUUCUAAUUUAAUAAAGAUAUAUAAUAUUUUA